AUGACCGAUCGUAAUGAUAUCAACGAGAUUCUCGAAAUCGACUUUGAAGUUGGACACGUAUCAAUAAUUCGACCAGAACCCACAACCAUUCAUAAUCCACCGCGUACUCAUGAUUGGACAGUUUAUUUACGGUCUGCUGAUGUUCAUGGCGAUCUAAAUUGUCUUAUUCAACGUUGUAUAUUUCAUCUUCAUCCAGAAUUUCCCGAUAGUAAACGAGAAUUUAAAUCAACACCAUUUUAUAUUAAAGAAACUGGUUAUGCUGGUUUUCAUUUGCCAAUUGAAAUUUUUUUUAAAACAAGAAAAGAUCAGAAAAAGUUUCGUAUUGAAUAUGAUCUUGAUUUACAUACUAAUGUGGAUGGUCAUCCAUAUAGACAAAAAGAAAGUUACGUACGUAAAUAUCGAUGUACGUUUUACAAUCCUGAUCCGGAACUACGACAAAAAAUCUUAGCUGCUGGUGGAAAAAUUAGCGAUAAUGGGUCAAUAUCAAACAAUGAUAAUGGUGAGAGUGAUGCUGAAGAAGAGACAACCUCAACGCCGCCGCCACCACCGCCUGAACCAGUUUCUCGCCCUUCUUCACCGCAAAAACGACCAUUUUCACCAGCACCAAUAGUCAAUUCUACUAAUAAUAAAAAGAUCAAAGUUGAACAAUCAUCAGUAACUAAUUCCAAGAAAAAACCCCAACAGUCAGUGAUUAAGAAUGAAAAUUUGAGUAAAACAACAGUGAAUAAUAUUAAUAAUAAGAAAGCUCAAUUAUCAUCUAUUAAACAGUCAUCAGCUGUUGAAGAAAAACCAACUAAAACUUUACCAAUCAAAGAUUCUAAUCAAACAGUAUCUUCAACAUCCAAUAGUCAUGGAUCUGCUGAUGAUUCUACAUUAACAAAAGCUCGUCCAUCACCUAAAGUCAAGCCAGAUCACGAUAUAAAACCGUCAAUACAACCAUCUACAACUGUAAUAGUUAAAAAAAAAGAACCAAUACCUUCACCAUCAAAAAUAAAUACACAAAUUCCAUUAAAAAAACCAAUAACUAUUCCAGCGAAUAAAUCGUCUCAAAAACCUUCCGUUAAAAUUGAACCCACAUCUACAAACAAAUCUCCUUCAAAUAUUCCAAUAAAACGAGAAUCAUCACCCAAUGUUACUUCAUCGAACAGUACAACUUCAACAGUUUUAAUUAGUAGCCUAAAAAAAAUUCCAAAAAAAGUUGCACCGCCGCCCCCUCCGCCUCCUCCGCCAAUCAUUGGGAAAAAACGUGUACGUUCUCCAAUGACUCCUCCACCUUCACAUAAAAGUUCCGAUCGAGAUUCUCGUCGACAUCAAUCUUCAUCAUCUAAAAAUCAAACAAGUUCAAUAAAUGACCAUCCAAAAGCAACAACACUUGCAUCAUCAACGAGCCAUUGUAAUAGCAAUCGAAACAGUAGCAGUAGUAAUCGUUCAGGGAAACAUAGUAGCAAUCAUAGAGAUCGUUCUCGUUCACGAAGUCGUUCUCGAUCACGUUCACGUAAUCGUUCCAGUCAUCAAAGUUAUCAUGAUAGUCGCUCAACUCAUUCUCCCAGCUCAUCUCGACAUUCAUCACAGCAAAAAGAUCGAUCAAACCGUCAUAAAUCACCUCAUUCUUAUCCAUCAUCUACAUCAAAACUCUCUUCGUCUUCGUCUUCCGCUUCAUCGUCAUCUUCAUCUCAUUAUCAUAAUCGUCGUACACCAACGCCAUCAAAAUCAACUCGAAGUCCUUCUCGAUCUGCUCAAACUCAAAUUGAUCAUCUUCCAUCAUUUUCAAAUGACAUCUCAUCAGUAUUACCGUCAACAUCGUCUAUAGAUACACCGCAAUCUCGAUCCGACAGUGUUGAACCAUCAAAUGUAGCAUCAACAACUUGUUCGCCGUCAACGCACGUAUUUCAAAAUGAAGAUGACCACACACAAGCAGAAAUGGAUAUCGACGGAGAAAGUGACGAUGAUAUAAAUGCUCGUCGUCAACUAUUACAAUCCCAUGAGCAUGAUCAAAUAUCUCCAUCAUCUUCAACAUUUAUAGCAAAUGAACCAAGAAAAAUUUUAACAAAUCGAAAUUUUCAUUCGGAUCAUUCAUAUUCAUUAUCAGAUACAAACGAAAGCAAUGAUGAUAGUCAUUUAUCAACAGAUGAUGACGAUGAUGAUGAUGAUUUACCUACUGUUUUAACUGAUGAUGAUUUACGAACAAAAUUAAUCUAUAUUUAUAAUCGUUUUACGUUAAAUUCUACAAAUGAUUUAACUAUAUUUGUAACAUUUUUUAAACGGCAUAAUUUAGUUGAUACAUCUAUGAAAACGACUAAUGGAAUGUUUACAUAUGAUCUUUUUUCGCUUGAUCCAUUAUUAAUUGAUGAAUUAUCUAAAGACCUAGGAUAUACACCUAGUUCUAUUAUUAAUCGAGCAGAACAGUGA
Messenger RNA from Rotaria socialis, 2409 nucleotides. NCBI's taxonomy places the organism in Eukaryota, Metazoa, Rotifera, Eurotatoria, Philodinida, Philodinidae. The record is from the annotation of a GenBank genome assembly.